Molecule: messenger RNA, 1720 nt
Organism: Formica exsecta
Lineage: Eukaryota; Metazoa; Arthropoda; Insecta; Hymenoptera; Formicidae
Gene: Myd88
Product: myeloid differentiation primary response protein MyD88
Exons: 7
Coding region: 218-1495 (425 amino acids)
Biological process (GO): Toll signaling pathway; innate immune response; defense response to Gram-positive bacterium
Cellular component (GO): plasma membrane
Molecular function (GO): Toll-like receptor binding; TIR domain binding
Source: RefSeq, a predicted model, not a curated record
AGUCUUACUGCUUAAGUUUUUUUAUGUGCCACGGCCCUAAAUGAUAGCAGAUAAUAGCAAAUGUAGCAAAGUAUAAAACAAUUAUUCUAUGGAAGUGUAACAAAAUUAUAUAUAUAUGCAUACAGCUGUGAUUGUGACAAUAAUCUUGUCAAAACAGUUAAAAUAAGAUAAAGAGCGAUUCAUUACAUGAAAGAAGAAAAGAAUUUAAUCACACAAAAUGACAGUUGAUUUAUCGACCAUGCCACUUGUGGGAAUCUCUGUUGUGAGCAAACAAAUUAUUGCAGCUAUGUUAAACCCCACAAAAGUUUUACCAAGCGAUAACAAUUUGCCAAGAGAUUGGCGAGGUCUUGCACAUUUAUUGGAGCUCAAUGGGGAAAUAAUGUCUCUGCUGGUAUCACAUUCUGAUCCAACAACAUAUAUGUUAACAAUGUUGGAGAAAAAUAAAAAGAAUAUUACCAUAAAAAAUUUUCAAACGAUGAUGGAAGAAAUAGACAGAUGGGAUAUUAUUGAUGACACUGAAGCAAUAUUUCAUAUUGAUACUGCAAAAUAUUUGGAACAACAGCAAAGAGCUCAAGUAUCAGCAGUUUUAAUAGACAAAUGUGUCGAUCAAGAAAUACUCACAUUAGGUGAUGUUCAUAGAUUAAAUCAAGGUUUACAAACACAAUAUUAUGAUGCAUUCCUUUUAUAUGCAGAUGAAGAUAUUAGUUUUGCGAAUGAGAUGAUACAAAAACUGGAGACAGAAUAUAAGCUAAAGCUUUGUUUAAAAGAUCGUGAUCUAGUUGGUGGUGUAGCAUUUGAGCAUGAAGCAGUGAUGAAGUUAAUAUCAGAACGAUGUAAUAGAUUACUCAUUAUAAUAUCGCCUAGCUUUCUGAAAAGCUCAGCGAACAAAUUCUUCUUAAAUUAUGCUCAAGCUUUAAGUAUCGAAAAGCGGCAGAGAAAAAUCAUACCAUGUAUAUAUGAAAGCUGCGAAUUGCCAUUUCAAUUGAAAUAUAUAUCUACUCUGGAUUAUAAUCGUAGAGGAUUAUAUGACUUUUGGGGCAAAUUACAAGACUCUAUAAAAGCUUCAAAUUCUAUCAAUACAAACAGUAAAACACAAAUAAAAAACAAUAUAACAAAUGAGGUUACAGAAGCAAGGAAUAUUUUGUCUGAUAAGCGUGGUGAUAUACUUCAAAAUGAUCAAAAGACAAAUGAAACAUUAAAAUAUCUACAACAGAAAAGUGAAAAAUAUGCUGUUGCAAAAAUAAACGAUGUAAAAGCUUUAAAUAUUGCCAGUAAAAAGAAUAAAACAUUAUUGCGAUGGGAAAAAAUUACAGCAAAUUGGAAAACAAAACAAACUAAGCAAAGUGGUCAAUUAAUUACAGAGACAACAAUUCAAAAUCUGCCAUCAGUAGAUAAUUUAGACAGCUUAGAUUUAUCAAACACUGAUAUAUAUGAGAAUAAGAAGAAAAAUUUAUUUAGCAAGUUUACAAAGAAGAAGAUCGGUAUAAAAACUUGACAAAAAAUCUUUAUUGUCAAAAAAUUGCAUAUGAAAUUCUAUUUUAUAUAUCCUUCUGUAUACAUAAAAGAAAAGAUAAAAUAUUUAGAUAUUUACAAUAAAAAUUCAAAAACAUAUUUAUAUUAAGUUUAACAUGUCAUUUGUUUAUUUCGCUGAAAACUAAAAAGUGUUAAAUAAUAAUUAAAGAAUAGUAAAUUUAAUUAAUUAUUAAUAAAUGAUGUAAAU